Pteronotus mesoamericanus is the source of this 1803-nucleotide messenger RNA. It is a transcript of the gene SIRT5, whose product is annotated as sirtuin 5. The transcript is spliced from 10 exons. Gene Ontology annotation, cellular component: nucleus. Gene Ontology annotation, molecular function: histone deacetylase activity, NAD-dependent; protein-succinyllysine desuccinylase activity; protein-malonyllysine demalonylase activity. The record is from RefSeq and is a predicted model, not a curated record. NCBI's taxonomy places the organism in Eukaryota, Metazoa, Chordata, Mammalia, Chiroptera, Mormoopidae. Bases 396 to 1328 code for a protein of 310 amino acids.
GGGUUGGUUGAGGGAACUCGGGGAGAAGAGAGAGGAGUGGGUCGGGCCUCUGCGGGAGGACCCUAGAGGCUCCUCCGGCCUGGCAGUCCCACAUGCGGAUACCCGAGUCCGGUGUCUUCCGGCCCAGGGGCGGCUGAGGCCCCGGAGACAAGGGAGGGGGCAGGAAGCAAGGCUCGAAACUAACGCUCCCGGAGCAGGUGAAUUUCAGGUUUCAUAAGAAAGCCUGGUUAAACAGGGGACUGCCCUUCACCCAGAGUAAUGUCAGUGUUUAGGAACCUGUUCUGCCCCCAGAAAGCUCCCAAUCACUGGUUUGAUGAAUGAGUUUAUUUUCUCCCCUGAAGUUUGUCUUCCAACCCUGAAGCCCAUCUCAAGAACUAGUACUCUAAGGAAACCCGAUGGGACCUCUCCAGAUUGUCCCCAGCCGAUUAAUCUCCCAACUGUAUUGUGGAUUGAAAUCUCCAGCUGCCACAGGAACCAAGAUACGCCUAAUGAUGGCUCGUCCAAGUUCAGAUAUGGCUGAGUUUCGGAAGUGUUUUGCAAAAGCCAAGCACAUAGUCGUCAUUUCAGGGGCUGGCAUUAGCGCUGAGAGUGGGAUUCCGACUUUCAGAGGGGCCGGAGGUUAUUGGAGAAAGUGGCAAUCUCAGGUCCUGGCCACUCCUGAGGCCUUUGCCCAAAACCCGUCCCUAGUGUGGGAGUUCUACCACUACCGGCGGGAAGUCAUACAGCGCGUAGAGCCAAACCCUGGGCACCUCGCCAUCGCCAAGUGUGAAGCCCGGCUCCGUGGGCAGGGCCGCCGGGUUGCAGUCAUCACCCAAAACAUUGAUGAGCUGCACCGCAAGGCUGGCACCAAGAAUCUUCUGGAAAUUCAUGGUAGCAUAUUUAAAACUCGAUGUACCUCUUGCAGAGUUGUGGCUGAGAAUUACAACAGUCCAAUUUGUGCAGCUUUAUCAGGAAAAGGUGCUCCAGAACCUGAAGCACAAGAUGCCAGAAUCCCAGUUGAGAAACUUCCCCGGUGUGAAGAGACAGGGUGCGGGGGCCUGCUGCGACCUCACGUAGUGUGGUUUGGAGAAAACCUGGACCCUGCCGUUCUGGAAGAGGUUGACAGAGAGCUGGCCCUCUGUGACUUAUGUCUAGUGGUGGGAACUUCCUCUGUGGUUUAUCCUGCUGCCAUGUUUGCCCCCCAGGUGUCCGCUAGGGGAGUGCCAGUGGCCGAAUUUAACAUGGAAACCACCCCAGCCACGAACAGAUUCAGGUUUCAUUUCCAGGGGCCCUGUGGCACAACCCUUCCUGAAGCCCUGGCUCCUCAUGAAACUGAAACAGGUUCUUAAUUGUCCUGGAGAAGGAAGAAAUUAUAGUACAUCUCAAUACCAGGCCUCAAACAGAGGAGAGACAGUCUUAUGGAUGGCAAGCUGAAUACUGGAAGAUCUAAAAAUACCCUAUGAUUACUUGUCUGGGGUCCAGCCUGCUGAUUACUGAUAGGGCCUUAGAGGUAACAAUAGCAAAUGGAGUUACCUCUACCUUUACAUACAAAAAAGAAGUCAAAGGACUGUAAAGUUAAUGCAUGUUAUUUGGCUGGAACUUAAACAUAAGAUACCUCUGAUGUGUUUGGUUGGUUAUUGGGAGAAAAUUCUAAUUAGAGUAUUUUAAAAAUGUAAUUAUCCUAAUUGUAUUUUUGCCAUUUGGCAAAGAUGGAAGUAGGUAAAAACCUUGAUAUUUCUGAUUUUUGCACAAGUUUGGAUAGAAAAUAAAAUCACUCUCUACAGUAAGUUAUUGUAUAAAGAUGUGACCCCAUGAGACAUCUAU